Erythranthe guttata (spotted monkey flower) is the source of this 4596-nucleotide messenger RNA. RefSeq names its product pleiotropic drug resistance 6 (gene ABCG34). NCBI's taxonomy places the organism in Eukaryota, Viridiplantae, Streptophyta, Magnoliopsida, Lamiales, Phrymaceae. The record is from RefSeq and is a predicted model, not a curated record. Gene Ontology annotation, cellular component: membrane. Gene Ontology annotation, molecular function: ABC-type transporter activity; ATP binding; ATP hydrolysis activity.
UUAUCAGCUGCCUUAAUCGCAGCAAAAAAACAGAGACCAAUUUCUUGAUCGAUCUAUGAUCAAAUAUUAUUUCUCGCCUCUGUUUUGGCGAUGGCCUCGGGCGGUGAUGAUCUGGCGAGACCAGCGAGUGGCCGCCGGAGUUUAAAUGAUCUGUGGCAGCAGCAGCAGCAGAAUCAGACGGCGGAUGUGUUCAGCCGCGGCGGCAGAGAGGAGGAUGACGAGGAGGAGCUGCGGUGGGCCGCCAUUGAGCGGCUCCCCACAUACGAUCGGUUGAGAAGGAGCAUGCUGACUCAGGUUCUCGAAGAUGGGUCCGUCAAAACCACUGAAAUUAACGUUAAAAAACUUGGGGUUGACGAAAAGAGGCUUUUGAAGAACACUAUUCUUAACGCCGUCGAACAGGACAACGAGAGCUUUCUACGAAGUAUUAGGAGCCGCGCCGAAAGAGUGGGGAUUGAAACGCCGAAAAUCGAAAUAAGGUACGAGCAUUUAGCAGUGGAAGGAGAUGUGCAUGUGGGAAGUAGAGCACUGCCCACUUUGAUUAAUGCCACAAUUAAUUCAAUUGAGAGCUUCCUAGCACUAAUUCGGCUUGCCCCUUCCAAGAAGAGAAAGAUACAGAUACUCAAAGAUGCCAAUGGAAUUGUCAAACCAUCCAGGAUCACCCUGCUUUUGGGUCCUCCCGGUGCAGGAAAAACGACGUUUCUACUCUCACUCGCUGGAAAGCUUGAUCAUAAUUUAAGGCAAUCAGGGAAAAUCACUUACUGUGGGCAUGAGUUUAGUGAGUUUGUUCCUCAAAGAACAUGUGCUUAUAUAAGUCAACACGAUCUUCACCACGGGGAGAUGACUGUGAGGGAGACUCUCGAUUUCUCCGGCCGUUGUCUAGGCGUGGGCUCACGGUAUGACAUGCUGGCAGAAUUAUCGAGGCGUGAAAAAACAGCCGGGAUAAACCCUGAUCCUGAAAUUGAUGCAUUCAUGAAAGCUACGUCAAUAUCAGGACAAAAAACGAGUUUCGUCACAGAUUAUGUUCUCAAGGUUCUUGGUUUAGACAUAUGCUCAGAUACUAUGGUUGGUGAUGAUAUGAGAAGGGGUAUUUCCGGUGGACAAAAGAAACGUGUUACCACCGGGGAAAUGCUGGUGGGGCCAGCAAAAGCUCUAUUCAUGGACGAAAUCUCGACGGGUUUAGACAGUUCCACCACUUUCCAAAUCGUGAAAUACAUGAAACAAAUGGUCCACGUAAUGGAUGUAACAAUGAUUAUCUCUCUUCUCCAACCAGCACCGGAGACAUACAACCUUUUCGAUGAUGUCAUCUUAUUAUCGGAAGGUCAAAUCGUGUACCAAGGCCCGAAAGAGAACAUUCUAGAAUUCUUCGAGCGAACGGGGUUCAAAUGCCCCGAUCGAAAAGGGGUUGCAGAUUUUCUUCAAGAAGUGACGUCAAGAAAGGAUCAGCAACAGUACUGGUACAACAAAGACAUACAAUAUAGAUACAUCUCCGUUUCAGAAUUCGCCGAAGCAUUCGACUCUUUCCACAUAGGACAAAAGCUCGCCGAAGAAGUCAGUGUUUGUUACGAUAAAUCCAAAGCCCACAAAGCAGCUCUGGUGAAAGAGAAAUACGGGAUAUCGAAUUGGGAGCUUUUUCGAGCUUGCUUCUCUCGUGAAUGGCUGCUUAUGAAACGAAACUCGUUCGUUUACAUUUUCAAGACCUCGCAGAUCACUAUCAUGGCUGUUAUUGCUUUUACUGUGUUUUUCAGAACAGAGAUGCCUUAUGGAGAAUUGACUGAUGGUGGGAAAUAUUUUGGCGCCCUUUUUUUCAGUUUGAUAAAUGUGAUGUUUAAUGGGAUGGCUGAACUUGCGAUGACGGUUUUUAGAUUGCCGGUGUUUUAUAAACAGAGGGAUUUCUUGUUUUAUCCUGCUUGGGCUUUUGGUUUGCCUAUUUGGAUACUGAGAAUCCCACUAUCUAUAUUGGAAUCGACUAUAUGGAUUGUUCUCACGUACUACACGAUCGGGUUUGCCCCAGCUGCUGGACGAUUCUUCCGACAGUUCUUGGCAUUCUUUAGCAUACAUCAGAUGGCUCUUGGUCUUUUUCGAUUUCUUGCUGCAGUUGGAAGAACUCAGGUUGUUGCUACCACAUUAGGGACUUUUACUUUGCUUGUGGUUUUUGUUCUUGGUGGUUUUAUAGUUGCCAAAGAUGACUUGGCGCCAUGGUUGAAAUGGGCCUAUUAUAUUUCUCCGAUGAGUUACGGUCAAAAUGCUAUUGUCAUGAAUGAGUUUCUUGAUAAGAGAUGGAGCGCUCCUAAUACAGAUCCUCGAUUUAAUGAACCAACGGUGGGGAAAGUCCUCCUCCAAUCGAGGGGCUUCUACACAGAAGACUAUAUGUUCUGGAUUUGUGUUUGUGCACUCAUAGGAUUUUCAAUUGUCUUCAACAUUUUAUUUAUCGCAGCGCUCACUUUCUUGAAACCUUUGGGUGAUUCAAACACUUUAAUAUUGGACAAUGGUGACGACAAAAAAACGACUGGAAUAAACGAUGACAAUGAUGGUAAUAAUCAGACAACUAAAAAAGGAAUGCUAUUACCAUUUCAGCCUCUGUCACUUGUCUUCAACCACAUGAACUACUACGUGGAUAUGCCAGCAGAAAUGAAAGCAGGAGUUGUAGGCGAUAAACUCCAACUACUACGAGACGUGAGCGGAGCAUUCAGGCCCGGAGUAUUAACAGCACUCGUCGGGGUUAGUGGGGCUGGAAAGACAACCUUAAUGGAUGUCCUAGCUGGCAGAAAGACAGGUGGCAGCAUUGAAGGACACAUCAGCAUCUCAGGCUAUCCCAAAAACCAGGACACAUUUGCUCGAAUAAGCGGUUACUGUGAACAAAACGAUAUUCAUUCUCCUAAUGUUACAGUUUACGAAUCCGUUCUUUACUCUGCAUGGCUACGCCUUUCGGUAGAAGUAAAGAAAGACGCAAGAAAGAUGUUUGUUGAAGAAGUAAUGGAAUUAGUUGAGCUGAACCCGAUAAGAAAUUCAUUAGUUGGUCUACCUGGAAUUGAUGGGCUUUCGACUGAACAGAGGAAGAGGCUAACAAUUGCUGUAGAAUUAGUGGCUAACCCAUCGAUUAUUUUCAUGGACGAACCAACUUCUGGACUUGAUGCAAGAGCUGCUGCUAUAGUAAUGCGUACUGUAAGAAGUACCGUAGAUACAGGCAGAACCGUGGUCUGUACAAUUCAUCAACCGAGCAUAGAUAUAUUCGAAGCUUUUGACGAAUUGCUAUUGAUGAAGAGAGGAGGGAGAGUCAUUUACGGGGGGCCACUUGGCCGGCAGUCUCAGAAACUGGUCGAAUAUUUCGAGGAUAUUCCUGGGGUUCCCAAGAUUGACCAUGGUUACAAUCCAGCUACAUGGAUGCUGGAUGUCAGCACUCCAUCAGCUGAGAGUCAACUCGGGGUUGACUUUGCUGAUAUUUACGCUAACUCGUCUCUUUAUCAGAGGAAUCAAGAACUUAUAAACGAACUGAGCACCCCUCCACCAGGUUCAAGCGACCUCCAUUUCUCGACGAAAUAUUCUCAACCAUUUUUCAACCAGUGUAAAGCUUGUCUUUGGAAGCAGUUUUGGUCCUAUUGGAGGAAUCCACAGUACAACGCAAUUAGAUUCUUUAUCACCAUUGCGAUUGGUGUUAUAUUCGGUGUCAUUUUCUGGAACAAGGGACAAAAGAUAGAAAAACAACAAGAUCUUCAAAACCUUUUGGGAGCUAUUUAUGCUGCUGUUAUAUUCCUCGGAGCCACAAAUAGUACUUCUGUACAAGGUGUUGUUGCGAUAGAGCGAACGGUUUUUUAUCGUGAAAAAGCUGCUGGAAUGUACUCUGCUUUGCCUUACGCAUUUUCUCAGGUGGCGGUAGAGACAUUAUACAUAGCAGCUCAGACAGUAAUUUACGCACUUAUUCUGUAUUCAAUGAUUGGAUUUGAAUGGAGGAUUGGAAAAUUUCUUUGGUUUUACUACUUCAUUUUCACGUGCUUCGUUUACCUCACAUUGUACGGUAUGAUGCUUAUUGCCCUAACUCCCGGUGUCCAAGUUGGCGCUAUCAUGGCAUCUUUCUUCCUCAGCUUAUGGAACUUGUUCUCGGGUUUCCUCAUUCCUAGAACGCAAAUUCCGAUAUGGUGGAGGUGGUAUUACUGGGGUACACCGGUGGCAUGGACGAUAUACGGGAUGGUGGUGUCUCAAAUCGGUGAGUUAACUUCUCAAGUGGAGGUUCCUGGUGUUGGUUUUAUGACAGUCAAGUCUUAUCUUAAAGAAAACCUAGGUUUCGAACACCAUUUUCUUCCGAUUAUCGGUAUCAUGCAUCUCGUUUUCAUUCUCCUCUUUGGCACAGUCUUCGCUUUGGGAAUCAGGUAUCUGAAUUUCCAGAGGAGAUAAUUAGGAAUAAGCUUUUGUCCUGAUUUUUAGCUCUUCAUAUUUAGUUAGGGAACUAAUACUGGUAAAAUAAUUAUUUUGUUCUUGUUAGAGAAUCGGCCAUGUCUGCCAGCUGUCAUCAGAUAGAAAAAAAAAACAUCAUUGAAAAUUAUAGCACCACAUUUUACACACUGUCACACUUUCACAGUUCACAAGAUUGCAAGAAAUGAA